AUGCUCGCCCUUACAAAUCCGAAGGUACAGAGCAUUCGUGAAGAGGUAUUUUCGAUGGAGGAUCAAAAUCUCACGGCGGAAAGCGAAUCGCUUACGGACCUGAAAAGCACUACGACCGAGAUAAAUGGGGCGUCGGACGACGAAGACACGUCGAUCGGGAACAGCGGAAUCGUCGGCGAAGGGCAUCUUGAAGAAUUGUCCAGCGGUGAGGUGAUUUCGAAGAAAAAGAGAAGAGGAAGGCCGAGGAGAAAAGCAGCCAUCGACCUGGAGAAGCCAUCAUCGCCGUCAUCGCAGGGGAGCCUCUCGUCGUCCGCCAAUUCACGAAACACUUCGAAACGCCGCCUUGGGCGGCCGCCUGGUAGUGGUAGGUUGCAACUUCUCGCAUCUUUAGGUGGUUUUGCUUGGGACACUGCCGGCGGAAGUUUUACCCCCCACAUCCUCCAUAUUCCAAAAGGAGAGGAUAUUGUGAAGGGUCUAUCAAGAUUCUCAAAGAAAGGUCCUCGAGCAAUCUGCAUAAUUUCUGCUGUUGGUUCAGUUUCGAGCGUUCAUCUCCGCCAAGUUGAUGCGGAGCCCAACACCACACAGAAAUUCCAGGGAAUGUUUGAGAUUCUGCGCAUAACAGGGUCGUUUGUGGGACAAAUGAACGGUAAACGCACUAAAGUGGGACAGGUUUCCAUUUCACUCGCUCAUCCUGACGGGCGAGUUUUUGGGGGCGUCGUUGCUUCUGCACUCAUAGCAGCCACCCCCAUUCAGAUUGUUGUGGCAAGCUUUAAGCAAAAAAUUAGCCCUGCAGUUAAAAGGAUGCACACACCAGCUCACAACAGCCAGUCCUCAGCAGGCACUGAUGAAGAAGAAGUAUGUGAUGCUCCGGGUACCCCGCAGCACUAAACCACCAAAACGACACCGUUUCUUCAGCAGUUAGCAGUCUUCACCUCCAGAGGUUACAUGUACUUCUCUACCUCUUCUUAUCUCACACAGUCAGUCGCACACAGUGUUUGAAUAUUAGAAAAAUCUUAGCAAAACUUCCUCUGGUGGUGAUUUUAUAAGAACUGUUUAUCAAUUUCUAGAGUUCAUCU
Cucurbita moschata (crookneck pumpkin) is the source of this 1076-nucleotide messenger RNA. RefSeq names its product AT-hook motif nuclear-localized protein 9-like. The record is from RefSeq and is a predicted model, not a curated record. Gene Ontology annotation, molecular function: minor groove of adenine-thymine-rich DNA binding. The coding region runs from base 1 to 888 and encodes 295 amino acids. The transcript is spliced from 6 exons. Lineage: Eukaryota; Viridiplantae; Streptophyta; Magnoliopsida; Cucurbitales; Cucurbitaceae.